Molecule: messenger RNA, 435 nt
Organism: Linum tenue
Lineage: Eukaryota; Viridiplantae; Streptophyta; Magnoliopsida; Malpighiales; Linaceae
Source: the annotation of a GenBank genome assembly
AUGAUUACGAUGGGCAGGAGGAAGCAGCAGCUGGUGAUGAUGACGAUAAUGAUCGUUAUUACGAUUGUUCUUAUGGCACUAAUCAGUGACGCGAAGAUCAUUAACAUUACGAACAAGUUGGGCAGCAAGAAGACGUUGAUAGUUCACUGUGAAUCCGUAGACGACGACCUCGGGGUCCUCGCCGUGAACUACGGCGACUUCUACCAUUGGGAUUUCGAGGACAGCUCCCUUUUCCGGCCGGUGGUUUUUUGGUGCCGCCUCGCGUUGGAAGACGGCCGUCUUUCCUUUGUGGCGUACAUUGAACAAGAAGGCGGUGGUGGGUACGCAGUCAUGGGGUACGAUGUCAACGAAACUGGGCUUUAUGGGCCUAACAUGUAUGAUGAGUGGAGGAAAUAUGAUUUGCUUCAUCCAUGGAAGCGAAUUCAGUUCCCUUGA